AUGGCUACCAAGUUACACCUGCACUUGUUAUUGCUAAAAGUGAUUGUUCUGCAUGGGUUUUUUACACUCUACUCAUGCAUGAAUAUCCCAAGAAAUACACUUAGCCUAUUUCCAGAGGUUCCAACAAGCACAGCAUGGACAGAUAGGGCUCCAGAGCUCUCACCAUCAGUCUUGGAGUCUAUCACAGAUGUUAAUGGGGAAACAAAAAAGCAACCUGCCCAAUUGUUUAGUGUUAGUGAAGAGGGAGUUAAUGAAGAAAAAUCACCCCCACUGAAUGUUUUAGAAUUGAGCAUUGAAUCAGAAAGGAGUCCUCCAUAUCACCCUACAACAUCAGCUUGUUCAGCAAACAGCAAGAUGCAAAUGAAGGAAAGUCUUGGCCCAAGCUAUAUUGAAGUUGUCAAUUUUGUAACUCCUUCUGAGAGAGAUUCAGUAGUAUCCUCAAGGAAACUGAUAUUUCAAAUAAUCAAAAGAUUUGAGAUAUUCUCCAAUCCUGAGCAAACCAAUCAAGCUAGAAAUUUUUGGACCCUAGAGAAGAUUCUACCCUUUAUGUACUUUACUCAAUUUCAAAAACCAACAUCAGAGGUUUGGAAACGUUGCAUCAUGAUCACAUCUUUGGUAUUUUAUGCUUACUAUGAGAAGCAUAUCUCAACAGGACAUGACAUAGAUUACAAUUUGUUGGCAGAAUUUCUGAGGUGGUACACAGAGACCCUAUAUUACAUUCUACACCCAUCACUCAAAGGUUUGACAACACAACAAAAGGCUCCUAGUCAGGUUGGUAAGAAGGAGCCGGGAUAUCAUAUGGAUUCCAUAGCAGUAUUAUUUCUAGAAGUUCAUGAUGACUGUUUCUAUCAGAGGAUGUUCAGUAGAUCAACUUGGCACCAACGUUAUCCAAUUGCUCAAAAGAUAGUUUCCCAAUUUUCAGAAGACAAAUUGAGAUGGAUCCAUGAUGGUACUGAAUCUCAACUCUUCAAUGGAUCUAAUCCAUGGGAAGAAUGGAUUGACACAUCAGGCAAGAUUUUGGCAAGUUUCUCAACAUAUCCUUGGGGAACAGAUGUUAAAAAAAAGGUGAUUGGCUUAGGAAAUGAACAUCAGGUCAAUCCAGUUUCUUCAGAAUUUAAUGACCUUUGGAAAAAUUGGAGUCCGUUUUUGACAAAUUUCAAAUCAUAUCAAUUAGCAAUCGCCAGCAAAGACUCUUAUCAACUUGCCCAUGAAAUUACAUAUUUCUUAAAGGAUCAAUGUGCAAGUCUCAAAUCCCAGGUUGUUCAAUCAAAGAUUUCAAACUUCUCAACAUCUAUUAGUUUGUUUUUACAGAUAAAAGGCUUGCACAUAAGUCAUGAAUACCAAAAGAAAUUCAAGAUUGGGUAUUCAAGAUAUAAGUCAUCUAGAAAGAGUGAUGCAAAGUGUUACAACAAAAGGAAGGCCAGGGAAGCAAGCAAAGCUUUGACAGGGGCUCCAGAGGCCUCACCCACAGUCUUGGAGUCUAUCACAGAUGUUAAUGCGGAAACAAAAAAGCAACCUACCCACUUGUUUAGUGUUAGUGGACAGGCAGUGAAUGAAGAAAAUGCUCCCCCACUCACUGUUUCAGGAUUGAACAUUGAAUCAGAAAGGAGUCCUCCAUAUCACUCUACAACAUCAGUUUGUUCAGCAAACAGCAAGAUACAGAUGGAGGAAAUUCUUGGCCCAAGCUAUAUAGAAGUUGUCAAUUUUGUAACUCCGUCUGAAAAAGAAUCAGUAGCAUCCUCAAUGAAAAUGAUAUCUCAAAUAAUCAAAAGAUUUGAGAUUUUCUCCAAUCCUGAGGAAACCAAUCAAGCUAGAAAUUUUUGGACCCUAGAGAAGAUUCUACCCUUUAUGUACUUUACUCAAUUUCAAAAACCAACAUCAGAGGUUUGGAAACGUUGCAUCAUGAUCACAUCUUUGGUGUUUUAUGCUUACCAUGAGAAGUAUAUCUUGACAGGGCAGGCUAUAGAUUAUGAUUUGCUGGCAGAAUUCCUAAGGUGGUACACAGAGACCCUGUAUUAUAUUCUACACCCAUCAUUCAAAGGUUUGGCAACACAACAAAAGGACCCUAGUGGGUUUGGCAAGAAGGAGGAGGGAUGUCAUAUGGAUUCUUUAGCAGUAGUAUUUCUAGAAGUUCAUGAUGAUUGUUUCUAUCACAAGAGGUUCUGCAGCCGGAAUUGGCAGGAACGUUAUUCAAUUGCUCAAAAGAUAGUUUCCCAAUUUUCAGAAGACCAAUUGAAAUUGAUCCAUGGUGGUACCAAAUCUCAGCUCUUCAAUGGAUCUAAUCCAUGGGAAGAAUGGAUUGACAUAUCAGGGAAGAUUUUGGCAAGUUUCUCAACAUAUCCUCUGGGAAAAGAUGUUCAAAAAAAGGUGAUUGGCUUAGGAAAUGAACAUCAAAUCAAUCAGGUUGCUUCAGAGUUUAAUGAUCUUUGGAAAAAUUGGAGUCCAUAUAUGACAAAUUUCAAAUCAUAUCAAUUAGCAAUCACAAGCAAAGACUUCUAUCAAUUUGCCCACGAACUUACAUAUUUCUUAAAGGAUCAAUGUGCAAGUCUCAGAUCCCUGGUUGUUCAAUCGAAUAUUUCAAACCUUUCAACAUCUAUUGGUUUGUUUUUACAGAUGAAAGGCUUACACAUAAAUCAUGAAUACCAUGAGAAAUUCAUGAUUGGUUAUUCAAAAUAUAAGUCAUCUAGAAAGAUUGGUGCAAAGUGUUACAACAAAAGGAAGGCCAGGGAAGAAACAGAGCUAGAGGUGCGAAAGAAACCAAAUAGGAUCUAG
This is a messenger RNA of Melampsora larici-populina 98AG31, 2772 nucleotides long. RefSeq lists its product as uncharacterized. The record is from RefSeq and is a predicted model, not a curated record. NCBI's taxonomy places the organism in Eukaryota, Fungi, Basidiomycota, Pucciniomycetes, Pucciniales, Melampsoraceae. Bases 1 to 2772 code for a protein of 923 amino acids. The transcript has a single exon.